UGUCCACUCACCAAUCACACACUAUCAGCGCCAUCCAGUCGAACAGGAAACGACUUUCAUAAUGAAGGGUGCUGCAGGAGAUCCAGUCAGUUCUCGCCCUCAUUGGAGACAGGCUCGUUUAUGAAAGGCUGCUCUCUUGUGGCCACCGGUAGUAAAAUAUGAUCCAGGGAUGGAAGGAUGGAUUGACAGGAAAUAAUAUGCUCUCAUAAACCAAGAUUGGUGCUGCUGGACUCCUUUUAUAGACUCAAGACAGCUAUCUACAGACCAUUCGUAUCAUGGGCAGCAAAGAAAAUGGAACUGUCAGUUAAUGCAUUUAAAGUCACUAGAUUUGAGAAUAAAAGGUAACUAGAUUUGAAUAGAUAGAUAGAUAGAUUCUUAUAAGAGAAACUUUCCGUGUCAACCUCAUUUGUCUGCAGCAAAACCUUGGCUGAAUCCAGAGCGGUGCUGUGCGCUCUAGGGUCCGGGUUUUCUAUCUCUCCCCUCCCAUCUAUUUCCUCCUCGCUUGCUACUAGUUUACCUUCACUUGUUCAGCCUUCACUCUGAGAGGAGGAGGAGGGUGGUAUAUGAUUGGCCAGGCGGGGACUGGUAGUCCGGAGGCUGGCGUUGUGCUUCGCGUUGUUCCCCGUGUUCUUGUUUACACCUUGCGGACGGGGACGGGGACGAGACAAGCUACCCAGGGGCCCAGAACAGACUCGGGAGUCCAGUCUGCAGUGUUCGCGACAGCACCAUCUCCGUGGCACUUAUUUUGUAUGGUCGCAAACCAAGUUUCUGUUUGCUGGGAAUCGGACUCUCCCGUCUAAUUUAAUCUCUCCAUCCAGAGCAGCGAUGCGUCAAACUUUUUGGUGACUUUUGUGGCACCUCUGCACUUAUGGCUCCCAGUCAAGCCGGGCACAAGUGGAGCUGGAAAUGAAAUCUACAAGGAAUAGUCCCGACAAAAUUGUUUCUUUAUAUCCACAGGGUGUGAUAUCUGCGGACCUCUUCAAACUUUGAUUACAGACGGAAAUUACACCUCUUCAAUCUUGAAGCUGCUUGGUGAUGGAUGUGUUUUGAGCGUUGCAGCCGGUUUGCGUCAACAGUCGAGAAAUAUUUACAAAAACAACGGCACCCAACAGCAAAUACUGGACUCGUUAGUAUUUCCGCCUUCCCUGAGAAAUCUAUCAGGGUUUAAAGACUUUGUUGGACAAGAACCACUUGGUGUGACAAAAGCACCGCAGGUGUGUGAACAAACCCCGGGACAUUUCGCAACGGCGUAGCCGGAAAAGAUGCUCUCUGUUCGGAUGCAGCGCGACCAAGGUCUCGGUCCUCUGGUUCUUCUCCUCCUGUUCGGGGGAUAUGUCGCGUCUGGCACUGAGAGCAGCGACUACAGCGAGGCUGAGGUCCUCCCUGACUCCUUCCCAUCAGCACCGGCGGAACCUCUCCCAGAAUUCCUGCUGGAACCAGAGGACGCUUUCAUUGUAAAGAACCGGCCGGUCCAGAUGCGGUGCCGGGCGUCACCAGCCACACAGAUCUACUUUAAAUGCAACGGAGAGUGGGUCAAUCAGAACGAUCACAUCACCAGAGAGAGCCUGGACCAGAUUACAGGUCUGGUGGUGAGAGAGGUGGACAUCUCAGUGUCGAGGACCCAGGUGGAGGAGCUGUUUGGGCUGGAGGACUACUGGUGCCAGUGUGUGGCCUGGAGCUCGGCUGGCACCACCAAGAGCAACCGUGCCUAUGUUCGCAUAGCAUACCUGAGGAAGAACUUCGAGCAGGAGCCGCUGGGGCGGGAGGUGCGACUCGAGCAGGAGGUGCUGCUGCAGUGUCGCCCCCCAGAGGGCAUGCCCGCUGCUGAGGUGGACUGGCUGAAGAACGAGGAUGUCAUCGAUCCAUCGCAGGACUCCAACUUCCUGAUCACCAUCGAUCAUGAUCUGAUCAUUAAACAGGCCAGACUCUCAGACACCGCUAACUACACCUGUGUGGCUCGUAACGUGGUGGCCAAAAGACGCAGCAGCACUGCUACUCUCAUUGUUUAUGUGAGUGGAGGUUGGUCUUCUUGGACUGAGUGGUCAGAGUGUAAUGCUCAGUGCGGGCGGGGCUGGCAGCGGCGAACACGCAGCUGUACCAAUCCUGCCCCUCUGAAUGGAGGAGCCUUCUGUGAGGGUCCACCCUUCCAGAGAGUGACCUGCACCACACUGUGCCCAGUGGAUGGAGGCUGGACAGAGUGGGCAAAGUGGUCCGCCUGUGGGACAGAGUGCACCCACUGGCGCAGUCGCGAGUGCCAAGCCCCCCCACCCAGGAACGGAGGAAAGCACUGCAGUGGCAGCAUGAUGGAGAGUAAAAACUGCACUGAGGGGCUGUGUACACGAAAUAAAAAGAUUUCUAUUGAACAUGCAAGCCAUCCACUGGGCCCAGGUAUGGGUGUAGCCGUCUAUGCAGGUCUGGUGGUAGCCCUGCUGCUGUGUGUGAUCCUGGCGCUGUGCGUGGGAGGGCUCGCAUAUCGCCGCAGACGCCGCCAUCUCCACGGAGAUAUCACUGAUUCCUCAUCCGCUCUCACCACCGCCUUCCACCCUGGCAACUACAAGCCUCCCAGACAGGAUAACCCUCACCCUCUGCAUCCCUCAGCUCCUCCAGAUUUGACAGCCACAGCGGGGGCUUUCCGUGGACCGCUCUUCUCCCUGCAGCAGGCGGUCAACGACAGCCCCCACAAAAUCCCCAUGACCACUUCUCCCCUGCUGGACCCGUUGCCCAGUCUCAAAAUCAAGGUGUACAACUCCUCCACUCUUUCCUCCCUGGAGCUCCCCGCUGACAUGGGCUCAGGUGACGGGGAGAUCCUCAGCCUGAAGUCAGUGGGUACUGUGGGUAGAGAGCGAGAGUACCACAGUCACACCCUGUCCAGAGAGCCUGGGCUGAGCACCAGCGCCACCAUGGGCAACCUGGGAGGACGCCUCACCAUCCCCAACACAGGUGUGAGUCUGCUGGUCCCUCCUGGCACAAUCCCCCAGGGGAAGUUCUACGAGAUGUACCUCAUUAUCAACAAGUGGGACAAAACAACGCUACCCUCUGAGGGCAGUCAGACUGUACUAAGUCCUGUUGUGAGCUGUGGCCCAUCCGGCAUGCUGCUGAAUCGUCCUGUGGUCCUUACGUUGCCCCACUGUGCCCAGCUAGAUACACCCACACCUGACUGGACCCUCACACUCAAGACUCAGACGCACCAGGGAGCAUGGGAGGAGGUGUUGACAGUGGGCGAAGAGACUUUGUCAUCUCCGUGCUACCUGCAGCUGGAGGAGGAGUGUUGCCACGUUCUCAUGGAGCAGCUGGGAACAUAUGGCCUGGUGGGCCAGUCCUGCCCUCCGCAGCCUGCCUGCAAACGCCUGCAGCUGGCACUGUUCGCACCCCGAGCACCCUGCCUCUCCCUGGACUACAGCCUCCGGAUCUACUGCAUCCAUGACACACCACAUGCUCUUAAGGAGGUGCUGGAUUUGGAAAGGAGUCUAGGUGGAGUUUUGCUGGAGGAUCCCAAGCCACUGCUCUUCAAAGACAGCUACCACAACCUGCGUCUGUCCAUCCACGACAUUCCUCACACUCACUGGAGAAGCAAACUACUGGCCAAGUACCAGGAGAUCCCCUUCUAUCACAUUUGGAGCGGCAGUCAGAGACCUCUGCACUGCACCUUCAGCCUAGAGAGAGGCAGCCUGGCUGUGUCACAGCUCACCUGUAAGAUCUGUGUCCGACAGGUGGAAGGGGAGGGACAGAUAUUCCAGCUGCAUACGGACAUCCAGGAGACUCUACCACCGCACUCGCCCCUCCCCUCAGGAGGCACCUGCCUGCCUUCCUCUCAAGUGGGACCCUAUGCCUUUCGCUUGCCUGACUCCAUUCGCCAGAAGAUCUGUGCCAGUUUGGAUGCACCCAGCGCUCGCGGGUGUGACUGGAGACUACUGGCACGUAGUCUGGGCUUUGACAGGUACUUGAACUACUUUGCAACAAAGCCCAGCCCCACAGGUGUUCUACUGGACUUAUGGGAAGCUUGUCACCAAGGUGACGCAGACCUGGUCUCUCUGGCGACCGCGCUGGAAGAGAUGGGCAAAAGUGAGGUGCUAGUUGUCAUGACAACAGAUGGGGAUUGUUGAUUGGUCAAGGAACAAGAGAGCAAGCAAGACAUUUUUUUUUCUUUUCUUUUCUUUUUUUUUACCACCGUGAUGGAAAUAAGAAUACCUGCCUAUGAAUAUGCACACCCUGGCACACAUCAUAAGCCCACAGAGCAUUUUGGUUCUUUCACUUACUUUAUCACCUCUGCCUCAUCUCGCUUUUCACUCGCCCCUGAUCAGCGACUGUAGCUACAUCCGCCAUAACCCAUUGCCAUGCAAGCCAUCCUACGAUAACUGCUAACCUGAUUCAGCUUGAAUCCUCCAAAGCAAUGUUGCAUCUGCAAGAUGUGAAACCAUUUUAAGUGUAACGAAGGUACAGAAUGGGUGUAAAAUCUGUUACGUGUGGUGUUGACUGUGCUCUUCAGAGAUUGAAAAUGACAAUAUUCUUGUAUAUAAAUAACAAAGCUUUGGGACAAACACAAAAAAAAUCCAUGUAUUCAGCACACUGAAGCACGCACAAUAAUACAAACACACAAACGCUAACACAGGAUUACUAAUGUUUCAGUAGCAGCAUGAAAGUGCAUGAUUUCACACCAUCUCACCUCAUGGCAGGGGCUUUUGUUUUCUCCAUUGUCAUUCUGUGUGGGCAGUGAAUGACAGGCAGCGCUGACCUGUCUGCAACCUCCUCAGGCUACAGACACACUCCAACACACAUGCGGACAAACUGGUCAUUAAUCGGCUCAGAAUCAGACAGGUUAGGUUUUUUUCUCUUAACUGUUUCAACUGUCAACAAAUCGAGGACCGAGCUCUCAAGGUUUCAGGGCUUGAGCUUAUCGCUUUGGGCUGGAAAAAAAAGCUGCCUCUUCUUUGUGGUGGGAGGGUGAAUUGUAAAGUUUGUUUCAGAAUUGGUGGACAACUAGAUGGACUGACUCUUUAUAUUGUACCAACAAAUGCCUCAAAGCCUUGGCAUAUCAUUCCGACUCACAGGGGUGUUUCUCUUUCAUCUCUCCUCGCAUUCCUCUAUCGCUCUGCCACACUCCUCCGAUCUGUUGAGAAUAAACUGCAGGAGAGCUUUCUGGUCAUCCCUUAAAAGUUUCCUUUGGGGAACGCUCUUUAAGUUAUUAUCCAUAUUUGUGGAUUCCUUUUUUUGCAUUGUCAUUGCUGUUAUGAUCAUAUAGAACCAGUUUUAUCAUUUGUGCUUGUUUAGGCUACUGAGCUGCUGCAUAUUACUUUUGAUUCUAGAAUAGCAGGCCAAAUGGGAGACUUAGGUGCACAGUGGAUGUCUCAGUUGUGAAUAACAGAACCAUGUUUAUUUGUCAUUUUUAAUAUUGUGUAUCUAUUCAAAAUGUUAAAUAUGAGCUGUAAAACAUGAUUAGAGGUGAUCAAAUGUCCAGGUGAAUAUGCUGUACGCUUUAUUUCAUAGGCAUUUUGCUUUGCUGUAACUGAGGGGGCAGUUUCCACUGUUCAGAGAUGAAUAUUGCUGAAUACAUUAGCCUUGCCUUGAAUCAACUAGGCAGCAAGGGACCAUAAAAUUUACCUCAACACUAACUGCUUAUGUUUAGAUGUAUUCUCUGUCCACCACUUAUCUAUGUGUCCAUCUGUCUAUCUAUCGCUGUGAAACUCAUUACGUCUCCCUUCUCCCAAUUUGAUAACAUAUUGUUAACCUUUUUACUAAGCCGCCUGCUUUGUGGUCAGGGUCCUCAAGCUAUUUGCAUUAUCAAUAUUGUUCUGUCAGUUAUUGUUAGACGGGAAUUGAAAUGCUGUCAUUUGUAGUAUUUUCUUUACUUAAUUUCUGUGUGUUACUGAGUCUUUUUCUCCCUCAAAAGCAAAAACAAACAAAAAAAGUGUUCAUAUCUUGGAAACCACAAAAACCAAAACACAAUCAGUAUCCCUCCUCUUCAGCAGUGAAUCAUGUCACUGUUCUGUGUGAAUGAACUGAAAACAUAAGUGUGUGUGUGAGUGUGUGUGAGUGAGUGAGUGGGCAGGUGAGUGUGCAAAUACAGUGUGUGCACACGCUUAAGGUCUGUCAUUUCUCUUUGUAAGUGCUAUGCAAGUACAAAAGAAAAGCAAAGCAUUUUGACUUCUUUUGUUUCCUGGAAGAGUAAUUCUAUUUUUUCAGACCAGGGCAUUGACAGGGUUUUGAUUUUGUAUCCUGAAGUGGUUUAAGAGUGGUGAUGGUAGUCUGUGUAGGAGCUGUCCAUCUGAAUCAGAAGAAUUACUGACUACUGAAAAAGCACACAUGGAAGAACAACACAAAGUAUGGUGCAAUGGCUACAAUACAAGUUGGGACUAAUAUGAACUCAUGCCCUGCAGAUCUUUGUCUGUGAGGAAAUCACACUGAACGUGACCGGUUCAGUACUUUGGAUCCCUGAACACUGCAGGACUAUUUUCUUUCCUCAAAUCUUGUUACAGAGACUGACUAGCUGUAGACUACAGUGUUUAUUCAUCCAGAUUUCUUGAGUAUCUGUUGGAUCUUUGGCCAUAGCUCUGGAUAAUUUGUUCUGGAACUGGACUGGAUUCUACCUUGCUCCCAUUAAAGAGAAAAAAUUUG
Messenger RNA from Lates calcarifer (barramundi perch), 6612 nucleotides. It is a transcript of the gene unc5b, whose product is annotated as unc-5 netrin receptor B. Lineage: Eukaryota; Metazoa; Chordata; Actinopteri; Centropomidae. The record is from RefSeq and is a predicted model, not a curated record. Gene Ontology annotation, cellular component: membrane. Gene Ontology annotation, biological process: anterior/posterior axon guidance; netrin-activated signaling pathway. Gene Ontology annotation, molecular function: netrin receptor activity; protein binding.